GGCGCCCAUGGCAACAGGUGCCGUGUUUCGACGGAAAGUGUCGCACUUAAAUGACGUCGAAAGUUCAGUGGCGCUGCAAUUUACGAAAAAGCGACGUCAAUAACUCUUUUUGACUUCUUUCGGGACUCAACUUUGCGGCUUUGCGAUGGGCCGAGAGUCGAGACACUACAGGAAGCGCUCAUCUUCCCGGGGACGUUCUGGCUCCAAGAGUCGCUCCCCGGACGGCAAGCGCUCUAAGAAAGACGACAGAAGCCGCAGGGAGAGAUCACGAAGUCGAGAAAGGCGCCGGUCCAGAUCCAGAGACCGAAAAAGAGCCAGGCGUUCCAGGAGCAGGGAGAGGAGGAGAUCCAGAAGCCCCGACAGGAAGAAGCCGGCCAGCAAGACACGAGCCAGGAGGUCCCGCUCGGCCAGCCCCAGCAAGAACAGAAAAAGCGACGAAAAGCCUAAAAGCAAAGAGAAGGACCUUCCUGAUGUUGGGUCUGACAAGAAGAAGAUUAAAGACGAGAAGGAAGAGGAGAAAGUUGACGACCAGGAUUUCGACCAAAACAAACUGGAGGAAGAGAUGAGAAAGAGGAAGGAGCGGGUGGAGAUGUGGAGGGAGGAGCAGAGGAAGAGGGCCAUCGAGAACAUUGGCGAGAUCAAGAAGGAGCUGGAGGAGAUGAAGCAGGGCAAGAAGUGGAGCCUGGAGGAUGAUGACGACGACGACGAGGACACGCCCAUGCCGAUAGAUGGGGACGAUGAGGAAGAGGGGGAUGAAAAAGGUGACGCCAAAGAGGAGGAGGACAAGACAGACGAUGGCGAGAAGGAGAAGGAGACCCCCGCGGAGAAGGAGGACGAAGAGGACGACAUCGACCCUCUGGACGCUUACAUGGAGGAGGUCAAGCAGGAGGUGAAGAAGUUCAACAUGGGAGGCGUGAAAGGAAACGAUAAGGGAGGUGUGAUGCUCACCAAAGUAGUGACAGUGGUGAAAACAAAGAAAGGCGUUCACUUUCACAAGAAGAAGGGAGAGCUGAUGGAGAACGACCAGGACGCCAUGGAGUACUCAUCAGAGGAGGAGGAAGUAGACCUGCAGACGGCUCUCACAGGCUUUCAGACCAAACAGAGGAAAGUCUUGGAACCCGUGGACCACGGCAAGAUCGAGUACGAGCCCUACCGUAAAAACUUCUAUGUGGAGGUGCCCGAGCUGGCCAGGAUGUCCGCAGAUGAAGUCAUUGCGUACCGCUCGGAACUGGAGGGCAUCACGGUUAAGGGGAAGGGCUGUCCCAAACCCAUCAAGACCUGGGUGCAGUGUGGCGUGUCCAUGAAGAUCCUCAAUUCCCUCAAGAAGCAGUGCUACGAGAAGCCCACUCCCAUUCAGGCCCAGGCCAUACCCGCCAUCAUGUCCGGCAGAGACCUCAUUGGCAUCGCAAAGACGGGCAGCGGCAAAACCAUUGCCUUCCUUCUCCCAAUGUUCCGACACAUCAUGGACCAGAGGCCCCUGGAGGAGUCCGAGGGACCCAUUUCUGUGAUCAUGACGCCCACCAGAGAGCUGGCCCUGCAGAUCACCAAGGAGUGCAAGAAGUUUUCCAAGUCGCUCGGUCUGAGAGUGGUGUGUGUUUAUGGAGGCACGGGUAUCAGUGAACAGAUUGCCGAGUUGAAGCGAGGAGCCGAGAUCAUCGUGUGCACGCCGGGACGAAUGAUUGACAUGCUGGGCGCCAACAGUGGUCGUGUCACCAAUCUGCGCAGAGCGACCUAUGUGGUGCUGGAUGAAGCUGACAGGAUGUUUGACAUGGGCUUUGAGCCACAGGUAAUGCGCAUCGUGGACAAUGUUCGUCCUGAUCGGCAGACGGUGAUGUUCUCCGCCACUUUCCCCAGAGCCAUGGAAGCUCUCGCUCGAAGGAUCCUGGCUAAGCCUCUCGAGAUCCUGGUGGGAGGCCGCAGCGUGGUCUGCUCCGAUGUGGAACAACACGUGCUCGUGAUUGAGGAGGACAAGAAGUUCCUGAAGCUCCUGGAGAUCCUGGGCCACUAUCAGGAAAAGGGCUCCGUCAUCAUUUUUGUGGACAAACAGGAGCACGCCGACGCUCUCCUCAAAGAUCUGAUGAAGGCCUCUUACCCCUGCAUGUCCCUGCAUGGAGGCAUCGACCAGUACGACAGAGACAGCAUCAUCAACGACUUUAAAAACGGCGCCUGCCGCCUGAUGGUGGCCACCUCCGUGGCAGCCCGAGGUCUGGAUGUCAAACAGCUCAUCCUGGUGGUCAACUACAACUGCCCCAACCACUACGAGGACUACGUGCACAGGGCGGGACGCACGGGCAGGGCUGGCAACAAGGGUUUCGCCUACACUUUCAUCACGGAGGAUCAGGUCCGCUACGCUGGUGACAUCAUCAAAGCCUUGGAGCUCAGCAGUUCCCUCGUCCCGGCGGAGCUGGAACAGCUUUGGGCCUCCUUUAAAGACCAGCAGAAAGCGGAGGGGAAGGUCAUCAAGAGCAGCAGUGGCUUCUCUGGAAAAGGCUUCAAGUUUGACGAGAUGGAGCACGCGCUGGCCAACGAGAGGAAGAAGCUGCAGAAGGCUGCACUGGGCCUGCAGGACUCCGACGACGAGGACAGAGCUCUGGAUAUCGAGGAGCAGAUUGAGAGCAUGUUCAACUCCAAGAAGAGGGUGAAGGACCUGACGGCUUCUGGAGCAGCGGCUGCAGCCUCAGGCUCCUUUGGCGGCUCGUCGUCCUCUAGCGGUUCCCUGUCAGGGCUGGGGCCCACGUCAGCCGGAAACAUCCAGAAACUGGAGAUGGCCAAACGACUGGCUCUCAGGAUCAACGCUCAGAAAAACCUCGGCGCUGAAGCUCAGGAUGUGAUGCAGCAAGCCACCAACGCCGUCCUGCGCGGCGGCUCCAUCUUGACGCCCUCCGUUUCGGCCAAGACCAUCGCCGAGCAGCUGGCGGAGAAGAUCAACGCCAAGCUCAACUACACCCCGGUGGAGAAGCUGGAGGAGGAUCGGCAGACAACCGAACAGUCAGAGACCGUCAAGAGAUACGAGGAGGAACUGGAGAUCAACGACUUUCCGCAGACGGCCAGGUGGAAGGUGACGUCCAAGGAAGCUCUGCAAAGGAUCGGAGAAUACUCGGAAGCCGCCAUCACCAUCAGAGGAACUUAUUUCCCUCCAGGCAAGGAGCCUAAAGAGGGCGAGCGCAAGAUCUACUUAGCCAUUGAAAGUGCAAAUGAACUGGCUGUGCAGAAAGCCAAAACGGAGAUCACUCGUCUCAUCAAAGAAGAGCUCAUCAGACUACAAAACUCCUACCAGCCGACAAGCAAAGGACGAUACAAAGUGUUGUAAAGCGAACGCAGGCAAAGGACGUUACACAGUGUUGUAAAAGAACAAUAGUUAUAAAAAUAAAACCAAGCCAAGGAGUCCUUUUUAAAUCAGGAACAUUUUUUGCCAUUUUAAAAUAAAACGAAAAAAAAGA
Molecule: messenger RNA, 3440 nt
Organism: Nerophis ophidion (straightnose pipefish)
Lineage: Eukaryota; Metazoa; Chordata; Actinopteri; Syngnathiformes; Syngnathidae
Gene: ddx46
Product: DEAD (Asp-Glu-Ala-Asp) box polypeptide 46
Exons: 23
Coding region: 146-3310 (1054 amino acids)
Biological process (GO): mRNA splicing, via spliceosome
Cellular component (GO): nucleus
Molecular function (GO): ATP binding; RNA helicase activity; nucleic acid binding
Source: RefSeq, a predicted model, not a curated record